This is a messenger RNA of Heteronotia binoei (common prickly gecko), 2320 nucleotides long. It is a transcript of the gene GPR139, whose product is annotated as G protein-coupled receptor 139. The record is from RefSeq and is a predicted model, not a curated record. Gene Ontology annotation, molecular function: neuropeptide receptor activity. The transcript has 2 exons. Gene Ontology annotation, cellular component: membrane. NCBI's taxonomy places the organism in Eukaryota, Metazoa, Chordata, Lepidosauria, Squamata, Gekkonidae. Bases 3 to 1043 code for a protein of 346 amino acids. Gene Ontology annotation, biological process: G protein-coupled receptor signaling pathway.
CCAUGGAGCACGACCACGUCCACCUCCGCAACAGCUCCCCGCCCGGCUGCGGCUUGGGCUACGGCCCCGUCGUCUACUACAGCCUCCUCCUCUGCCUCGGGCUGCCCGCAAACAUUUUGACAGUCAUCAUUCUGUCGCAGUUGGUGGCUCGCCGGCAGAAAUCCUCCUACAAUUACCUUUUAGCUCUAGCGGCCGCAGACUUGCUGGUGCUUUUCUUCAUUGUCUUUGUGGACUUUCUGCUGGAAGAUUUCAUCUUGAAAGAGCAAAUGCCAGAAGUCCUGGACAGAAUUAUCGACGUCUUGGAGUUUUCAUCCAUUCACACAUCUAUUUGGAUUACUGUGCCUCUCACCAUUGACCGAUACAUCGCCGUCUGCCAUCCUCUGAAGUACCACAUGGUUUCUUACCCAGCCCGCACCCGUAAAGUCAUUGUAAGUGUUUACAUCAUUUGCUUUCUGACCAGCAUCCCUUAUUACUGGUGGCCCAAAGUCUGGCAAGAAGACUACAAAAGUACGCUGGCCCAUCACAUCUUCAUCUGGUUCCACUGCUUCACCAUCUACUUAGUGCCCUGCUCCAUUUUUUUCAUCCUAAAUUCCAUCAUCGUGUACAAGCUUCGGCAGAAGUGUCAUUUCCGCCUGAGAGGCUACUCCACCGGGAAAACGACCGCCAUUUUGUUUACCAUCACCUCCGUUUUUGCCAUCCUUUGGGCACCAAGGAUUAUCAUGAUCUUGUAUCACCUUUAUGUCUUGCCGAAAGACAACAGGUGGUCAGUUCACAUUGUCUCUGAUGUCGCCAACAUGCUAGCGCUGCUGAACACGGCCAUCAAUUUCUUCUUGUACUGCUUCAUCAGCAAGCGAUUCCGCACCAUGGCCUCUGCAACCCUCAAGGCCUUCUUUAAGUGUCAGAAGCAACCUGUUCAGUUCUAUACGAACCAUAAUUUUUCUAUAACCAGCAGUCCCUGGAUAUCCCCUGCCAACUCGCAUUGUAUCAAAAUGCUUGUUUACCAGUAUGAUAAAAAUGGGAAGCCUAUAAAAAUAUCACCAUAAUUGUCUCUUGAAAGGUUAAAUCUCUUAGAUGACAAGUUCUUUUCAGGCUGUUCCAUUGACGGGACGUGGGCGCCCAAAUGGUCCUUUGCAAUGGGUGGCUGUUGGAUUUCACUUGUCUGAGAACCGGAGAAGUAUUGAGGCUGGAACUGUUGAGUGGAGCCAUUGAUCUGGAAGAGAAGGAAUGAGAAGGCAGAGCUCCUUCAUCCCUUGUAGGACACCCCAAAUAUGCUUAGGAGAAGAGGUCUUUCAUAUUGUUCAUUCAAUGCUGUGCAAAAUUCUGGGUGAAAAGCUAUCAUGGAGUGUCCCUGCAACUAUUGCAGAACUGAUGCAACACAUACCCAGACGUUUUAUAUAUUUCUUGGUAAGAUGUACAUUAUAUGCCUUUGCUUGGAGAGUGAAGCGUUUUUAAUUUCGAUCCUGGCAUGGAAACCCUACUGCACGAAUUGUCUGCUGUUGAAGAAAGGAAGCAAACCAGCUGCCAGAUACAUAUACUGUGGCAUAAACUCUUCAUUUUUUGCCAGCUCGCUGGAAGAAGAGUCCAAACCUACAAGCCAAACUAUGGGCCUUAUCAUGGGAAGCAGUGCAAAAACUACAGCUAUCCAGAUGACCGUGAAUACUUUUCGAAGAGGCAACGUGAAGACAAUUUUGCAGGAGGAGAAGGUGGCUUUUCCUCCCUGAGCCAAGAACAAAGAUAACCUAUUUGGAUGUCUGUUUCAAUGGGGCCCUUUUCAGCCCAAUGCCCCAUCUUUUGAGGUGCUUUGUUACUCUAGAGACAUGGAAUUAGGUUGUGAUUUAUAUGGGAAUCUAUAAAUCCCACUGAAGCCUAAGAAAAAUAAGAACUCGCAAGGACUUUCUUGGUCUUUCUUUAAUUAUAAACAUUUGAAAAACCCAUGAAUGUAAGAAGAAUGGGUUCGGGGUGGGGUUGUGAAUGUAUCUGACAUCACAGACGUACCAUUAGAACAUUCAUUAUUAAGAGCAGAACCUGUUUGUGGCAGUAACAUACUAGAGACUUUUCCGUUCCCAAGAACCGUGUAAUUGGAGCACUAUGUUUAAAACUAUUGUAAUUAGGCAAGCAUUCAAAAUAUCCAGCUUUAUAACCCAAGAGAAGCAAUACUGCAUAUUUCAGAAAAUGUCAAGGAGGGACACGAACAGUGGACGUUUUCAUCUGUUCUCUUUUGGCUGUUGAAACAGUUGCGAUGGGCAGUCAAUACUGGCCUUAAAGAUUCUGAAUGCUCCACACCAUACGCGCCACCACAUGCAUGGGAUUUUGGCAAAAC